UUGGAAAGAGAGAAAAUGAGAGAGAUUGUACAUCUACAAGCUGGACAAUGCGGCAACCAAAUCGGAGCAAAGUUCUGGGAGGUGAUCAGUGAUGAACACGGUAUCGAUGCCACCGGGUCUUACCGUGGGGACAGCGACCUGCACCUGGAGCGGAUCGACGUGUAUUACAACGAGGCUUCAGGAGGCAAGUAUGUUCCUCGUGCAAUUCUGGUGGACUUGGAGCCUGGCACUAUGGACUCUGUGAGGUCUGGUCCUUUUGGUCAGCUGUUCAGACCUGACAGCUUUAUCUUUGGCCAGAGUGGAGCCGGUAAUAACUGGGCUAGAGGCCACUACACUGAGGGAGCUGAGCUGGUGGACUCUGUUCUGGAUGUGGUGAGAAAAGAGGCCGAGAGCUGCGACUGCCUCCAGGGCUUCCAGCUCACGCAYUCUCUGGGAGGAGGCACAGGUUCUGGCAUGGGUACGCUCCUCAUCAGCAAGAUCCGAGAGGAGUACCCGGAUCGCAUCAUGAGCACUUUCAGUGUUGUGCCCUCACCUAAGGUGUCGGACACGGUGGUGGAGCCCUACAAUGCCACGCUCUCUGUUCACCAGCUGGUGGAGAACACAGAUGARACCUUCUGCAUCGAUAACGAAGCCCUGUAUGACAUCUGCUUCCGUACUCUGAAACUCACCACACCCACCUACGGUGACCUCAACCACCUGGUCUCAGCCACCAUGAGCGGGGUGACCACCUGCCUGCGCUUCCCUGGCCAGCUGAACGCAGAUCUGAGGAAACUGGCUGUCAACAUGGUGCCCUUCCCCAGGCUGCACUUCUUCAUGCCAGGCUUCGCCCCCCUGACCAGCCGGGGCAGUCAGCAGUACCGGGCUCUGACAGUUCCUGAGCUCACCAUGCAGAUGUUUGACGCCAAGAACAUGAUGGCGGCGUGCGACCCACGCCACGGGCGCUACCUCACGGCCGCCGCCAUCUUCAGAGGACGCAUGUCCAUGAAGGAGGUGGACGAGCAGAUGCUGAACGUGCAGAACAAGAACAGCAGCUACUUCGUGGAGUGGAUCCCCAACAACGUCAAGACGGCCGUCUGUGACAUCGCUCCACGCGGUCUCAAGAUGGCCGCCACGUUCAUCGGCAACAGCACGGCCAUUCAGGAGCUGUUCAGACGCAUCUCGGAGCAGUUCACCGCCAUGUUCCGUCGCAAAGCCUUCCUCCACUGGUACACUGGUGAAGGCAUGGAAGAGAUGGAGUUCACCGAGGCUGAGAGCAACAUGAACGACCUGGUGUCAGAGUAUCAGCAGUACCAGGACGCCACCGCCGAGGAAGAGGGGGAGUUUGAUGAGGACCUGGGAGAGGAAGUAGCCUAAACAUGGGUGGAGCCAGGAUUGUGUGUGUGUGGGGGGGGGUGUUCUGUUCUUAGAAAAGUGGACUUUUUAAGAUGAGGCUCGUUUAAGGUGAUGGUGCAUUUAAAAGUGUUCGGAUAUACACGUUCUGCUAAAAUUUCUGUUUUGUGUAGUUUAGUAUUAAAAGGGCAACAGGAGGGGAAAAGGAGAAAAGUAUAAAGAUUUAAGGUUUGAUGAUAAAUAAAAUACCUAGCUGA
Molecule: messenger RNA, 1586 nt
Organism: Austrofundulus limnaeus
Lineage: Eukaryota; Metazoa; Chordata; Actinopteri; Cyprinodontiformes; Rivulidae
Product: tubulin beta-4B chain
Exons: 7
Coding region: 16-1353 (445 amino acids)
Biological process (GO): microtubule-based process
Cellular component (GO): microtubule
Molecular function (GO): GTPase activity; GTP binding; structural constituent of cytoskeleton
Source: RefSeq, a predicted model, not a curated record